Penicillium atrosanguineum is the source of this 2307-nucleotide messenger RNA. Its product is annotated as LIM domain-binding protein. NCBI's taxonomy places the organism in Eukaryota, Fungi, Ascomycota, Eurotiomycetes, Eurotiales, Aspergillaceae. The transcript has 3 exons. Bases 1 to 2307 code for a protein of 768 amino acids. The record is from RefSeq and is a predicted model, not a curated record. Gene Ontology annotation, cellular component: transcription regulator complex; nucleus. Gene Ontology annotation, biological process: positive regulation of transcription by RNA polymerase II; negative regulation of transcription by RNA polymerase II.
AUGAUGGCGCAACCGUUCGCUGCCCAUCAAGGCAUCCCACAGCACGGCCUGCCCCCGGGUCAUCACCCAAUGGCUGGUCAACACCCAAAUACUGGUCACCCCGGACCUGGCAUGGUACAACAAAUGCACCCUGGAGUUUCCGCGCCAGGAGGACCCCAAGUGAGCCAGGCCGGUCCAAUGAUGGGUGGGAUGCCCCCGGGCGCUGGGACUGCGGGUCCUGGUGGCCCCAUGCCCAAUGCCCACGCUAUGUCCCAUCUGAAUCCGCAGGCACCACAUAUGUUUCAGCAACAGGCAUUUGCUCAAAACUAUGCGAACAAUCCCCAGUUAAUGCACCAACAGCAGAUGAUGCGGCAGCAAAUGAUUCUCCAGCAGCGGCAGCAAGCAGCGCAACAGCAACAGCAACACUCCCUCCCUGUAUCAUUACCCAAUGGAACCCAGGGUUUGAAUGCUGCGCAGCUGGCUCAGAUGCAGGGAAAUCCAGGAAUGCGGCCGGUCAAUAUGAUGCAUCUUCAAAGCCAGGUGCCCCACGGCCAACCGCAAAAUCUCACGCAGCAACAGUUGUUCGCUUUCCAGCAAGCGCAAGCGCAAGCCCAGCAGCAGGCGCAACAACAGGCUCAGGCAAAUAAUGGACAGCCUGGCCAACAUACUCCCCAGCGAGCUUCUGCGCAACCUCCCAACAUGCACGAGGCCCAGGGUGGGACCCCUCAGUCUCAGCAUGGUCCGCCGCAGAGUGGGACACCUCAACCGCGUCAGCCAUCUCAACCUCCGUCGUCUCAACCCCCGCAGUCGCAGGGACCACCCCAAGCUCAGGGUACACCGAACCAGCAGCCACAGCAGCUGCCGCAGGGUCAACAGCCAGGUCAACAGCCAGGCCAGCCAGGCCCCCAGUCACAGCCUCAAGGUGCUCAAGGCCAACCAGGCCAUCCAGGUGGCCCGCCGAAUCCGCAAGCACUGGCUGCUCAGGAGGCCCAAAUCAAAGCACAGCAGCAGCAGCACGCUCUGAUGAUGCAAAGGAUGAACCGACCGGGUGGCCAAUCGAUCUUGUAUCUUCACGCUUACGCCGAAAACCUCAGCAAUUUCCAGAGUCGAAACGAGACGGCCGAUCUUAUGUACUGGAACAGCUUUGUUGAGAAAUUCUAUUCACCCGGAGGUGUUCUGCGACAGGGUGUUUGGAACUCUCAGACCGGAUCAAAGCAGUUUGAGAUUACAACACCUGCACUCGCUCGUUAUUACCUUACCCAAUUCUCAAGUGGAAUCCGCCAGAUUCAGAUGGUCGUCGAGGGCGCCCGUGAGCGGGAUUUGCCCAAUGGAGGACACAUGGUCGAGAGUCCUCGAACCUCCUUCAUCUACUGGUUUACGAAUGAUUGCCAACUUUUCACGAACGGACAGCUGCGUGCAUCCUUUGGAAUUGACAAUAAGCUUGAGAUGCUUGACAUCACUGUCACCAGCCACAACGAGUUUGUUCCUCGAAGUCUUGCUCAGACACUGGAGAUGCCCGAGCUAAAGCAGAGCCCCAAAGUCUCUAAAAAUUCCGCGAAGCGGACACAGAAGCAGGCCCAAUCACCAAUGCUGCCGGAGUCUUUGGUCAACUCCCACGGCGUUACUCUCCCGGUAAUGGGAUUCUUGGAAGUUGCAGAGACCAUCUCACACAUGCAAAUGCUUUUCCACUAUUCUCAGCAGAAUCCGACGUUGUCGCCCCCCGAAGCCCUCCGCAACCUCGUCAACGUCCUGCAGACGGUUCCUAACCAAGGAUUCGCACCUCCGAUGAACCCAGGCAUGCAAGGAAUGCAAGGAAUGCAAGGUAUGCAGAAUAUGCAAAAUAUGCAGAAUAUGCAGAACAUGCAAAAUAUGCAAAAUAUGCAGAAUAUGCAGAAUAUGCAAAAUUUGCAAAAUAUGCAAAAUUUACAGGCCAUGCAAGCCAUGCAAGGUAUGCAAGGUAUGCAAGGCAUGCAACCCAUGCCCAACGCACGCAAUCCAAGCAUCAAUGGUCCUUCGCAGUUCGCAUCUCCUGCCAUGGCCCAUCUCGGUCUACCGGGGGCUCAGGGAUCGCCCCAUCUCGGCUCUGCACACGCGAGCCCUGCUCAAAGUCAGCUUGCUGGGCCCCCGGGGAUGCCAGGCUCAGUCCAUCCAUCUCCGGUUGGUGUCAACAAUAGCCCUAAUGUGGGCGGCAACAAACGCCGCCGGGCAAGCACCGUUAAGAUGGAAGGCGAUGACGGGACAGAGGUCAACGGCACCUCGGCUCCCGGCUCGGCCAAGGUCAAGGCUAGCCCUCGAGUACCCAAACGACAAAAGGGGCAAGCCGCUUGA